AUGGAUGGCUGGCACUACACUCGCUCCCAGCUGGAUCAAAUGGAGGAUCCAUGCGAGGCACAUCGCCGGCGUGGCGCCGCGUUCACAUUUGAUGCGGAGUCGUUCGUGGCUUUUGUGCAACGUGCCCAAGACUGUUUAGAUGUGCCUAUCUGGGCCCCUGCUUUCUCACAUGCUGACAAGGAUCCUGUGCCGGACGCGAUCCGGAUCGAGCCCACGCACCGCGUACUACUGUUCGAAGGUCUCUACUGCUGCCUGGACGAAGAGCCAUGGGUCCAAGCGGCGCGCUGCUGGGACCGCGCCUGGUUUCUGCAUGUUUCCACCCAAGUGGCGCGCUCGCGACUCAUCCAGCGCCACCUCGAAUCCGGUAUCGUACAUGAUGAGGCGGACGCUGCCGAGCGCGGUAUCCGAUACCAAUGA
Messenger RNA from Malassezia sympodialis ATCC 42132, 417 nucleotides. RefSeq names its product Yfh7p (gene YFH7). Gene Ontology annotation, molecular function: ATP binding; kinase activity. Lineage: Eukaryota; Fungi; Basidiomycota; Malasseziomycetes; Malasseziales; Malasseziaceae. The record is from RefSeq and is a predicted model, not a curated record.